UCCCCACCGCCCCCCGCCCCCCACCGCUCCCUCCCUCCUUCCGUCCCCCGCCAGCUCCCCUCACCCCGCCUCCUUCCCGCUCCCCACCCCCAAAGCCUCUCCGCCGCGGCAGUCCGGUGCGAGGCCCCCUCCGGAAGGUGAGGGGAAUGGAUUGGACUCCGGUGGGGAAAGCGGGUGUCUAGAAGUGGUGCUAAUGGGAAGAGAUUUCUGGUUUCAAAAGAGGAUGCUCUGCCACAAAGAGCGGCUCGCGCGCUGGCCUGGGCUCUAGCCGAGGAGAGAUCCCGGGAGAACUCCGGAGCUCGCGGGGAGCGCUCCUCGGAAGACCGGGGUCAACAUGCCUGUUCGCAGGGGGCAUGUGGCACCACAAAACACAUUUUUGGGGACAAUCAUACGGAAAUUUGAAGGGCAAAAUAAAAAAUUUAUCAUUGCAAAUGCCAGAGUGCAGAACUGUGCCAUCAUCUACUGCAACGAUGGGUUCUGCGAGAUGACUGGUUUCUCCAGGCCAGAUGUCAUGCAAAAGCCAUGCACCUGCGACUUCCUCCAUGGGCCCGAGACCAAGAGGCAUGAUAUUGCCCAAAUUGCCCAGGCGUUGCUGGGGUCAGAGGAGAGGAAAGUGGAGGUCACCUACUAUCACAAAAAUGGUUCUACUUUCAUUUGUAACACUCACAUCAUUCCAGUGAAAAACCAAGAGGGCGUGGCUAUGAUGUUCAUCAUUAAUUUUGAAUAUGUGUCAGAUGAAGAAAAUUCUGCUUCCCCAGAGAGGCUAAAUACAAUAUUACCAGUCAAAACUGUAAACCGGAAACUUUUUGGGUUCAAGUUCCCUGGUCUGAGAGUUCUCACUUACAGAAAGCAGUCUUUACCACAAGAAGAUCCCGAUGUGGUAGUGAUCGAUUCAUCUAAGCACAGCGAUGAUUCCGUAGCCAUGAAGCACUUUAAGUCUCCUACUAAAGAAAGCUGCAGCCCCUCGGAAGCAGAUGAUACAAAAGCCUUGAUACAGCCCAGCAAAUGUUCCCCCUUGGUGAAUAUAUCCGGACCUCUUGACCAUUCCUCUCCCAAAAGGCAAUGGGACCGACUCUAUCCCGACAUGCUGCAGUCAAGCUCCCAGCUGACUCAUUCCAGAUCAAAGGAAAGCAUUUGUAGUAUACGGAGGGCUUCAUCGGUUCAGGAUAUAGAAGGAUUUAGUGUCCACCCCAAGAACAUAUUUAGAGACCGACAUGCCAGUGAAGACAAUGGUCGCAAUGUUAAAGGGCCUUUUAAUCAUAUCAAGUCAAGCCUCCUGGGAUCCACGUCGGAUUCAAACCUCAACAAAUACAGCACCAUUAACAAGAUUCCACAGCUCACUCUGAAUUUUUCAGAUGUCAAAACUGAAAAAAAGAACACAUCCCCUCCUUCUUCAGAUAAAACCAUUAUUGCACCCAAAGUUAAAGAUCGAACACACAAUGUGACAGAGAAAGUUACCCAGGUUCUCUCUUUAGGAGCAGACGUCCUACCAGAAUAUAAACUGCAGACACCACGCAUCAACAAGUUUACAAUAUUGCACUACAGUCCUUUCAAGGCCGUCUGGGAUUGGCUUAUUCUGCUGUUGGUCAUAUACACUGCUAUAUUCACUCCCUACUCUGCAGCCUUUCUCCUCAAUGACAGAGAAGAACAGAAAAGACGAGAAUGUGGCUAUUCCUGUAGCCCUUUGAAUGUGGUAGACUUGAUUGUGGAUAUUAUGUUUAUCAUAGAUAUUCUAAUAAACUUCAGAACAACAUAUGUAAAUCAAAAUGAAGAAGUGGUAAGUGAUCCAGCCAAAAUAGCAAUACACUACUUCAAAGGCUGGUUCCUGAUUGACAUGGUUGCAGCAAUUCCUUUUGACUUGCUGAUUUUUGGAUCUGGUUCUGAUGAGACAACAACAUUAAUUGGUCUUUUGAAGACAGCUCGACUCCUUCGUCUUGUGAGAGUGGCCCGAAAACUUGAUCGAUAUUCAGAAUAUGGGGCUGCUGUUCUAAUGCUCUUAAUGUGCAUAUUUGCCCUGAUUGCUCACUGGCUGGCUUGCAUUUGGUAUGCGAUUGGGAACGUAGAAAGGCCCUACCUGACUGACAAAAUCGGAUGGUUGGAUUCCUUAGGACAACAAAUUGGGAAACGUUACAAUGACAGUGACUCAAGUUCUGGGCCAUCCAUUAAAGACAAAUAUGUCACAGCACUUUAUUUUACCUUCAGCAGUUUAACGAGUGUAGGAUUUGGGAAUGUGUCGCCUAACACCAAUUCGGAGAAAAUCUUUUCAAUUUGUGUCAUGUUGAUUGGCUCACUAAUGUAUGCAAGCAUUUUUGGGAACGUAUCAGCAAUUAUCCAAAGACUAUACUCCGGAACUGCCAGGUACCACAUGCAGAUGCUGCGAGUAAAAGAGUUCAUUCGCUUUCACCAAAUCCCCAACCCUCUGAGGCAACGGCUUGAAGAAUAUUUCCAGCAUGCAUGGACUUACACCAAUGGCAUUGACAUGAACAUGGUCCUAAAGGGUUUCCCAGAAUGUUUACAAGCUGACAUUUGUCUACAUCUCAACCAGACUUUGCUGCAAAACUGCAAAGCCUUUCGAGGGGCAAGUAAAGGUUGCCUUAGAGCUUUGGCAAUGAAGUUCAAGACCACCCAUGCACCUCCAGGAGAUACCCUGGUUCACUGUGGGGACGUCCUCACUGCACUUUAUUUCUUAUCCAGAGGCUCCAUUGAAAUCCUCAAAGAUGACAUUGUGGUAGCUAUUCUGGGAAAAAAUGAUAUAUUUGGAGAAAUGGUUCAUCUUUAUGCCAAACCUGGAAAGUCUAAUGCAGAUGUAAGAGCUCUCACGUACUGUGACUUGCAUAAGAUCCAGAGAGAAGACUUGCUAGAGGUUUUGGACAUGUAUCCUGAGUUUUCUGAUCACUUUCUCACAAACCUAGAGUUGACUUUCAACCUAAGGCAUGAAAGUGCAAAGGCUGAUCUCUUAUUACAAUCCCAGUCCAUGAAUGAUUCUGAAGGAGACAACUGUAAACUACGCAGAAGGAGAUUGUCAUUUGAUAGUGAAGGAGAGAAAGAUUUUGGCAAAGGAAGCACUACAAAUGAUCCUGAAGACUCUGUAGAUACCAUAAGACAUUAUCAGAGGUCCAAGAAACACUUUGAAGAGAAAAAAAGCAGAUCUUCAUCUUUCAUCUCCUCUAUUGACGAUGAACAAAAGCCUCUCUUCUCAGGAAUUGUAGAUUCUCCUCCAGGAAUAGGGAAAGUAACUGGACUUGAUCUUGAAGAAACAGUACCCACCUCAGGAAGAAUUCCCAUAGAUAAAAGAAGUCACUCUUGCAAAGAUAUCGCUGACACCAGAAGCUGGGAAAGAGAGACUGCCGGAACUCAGGCUGAUGAGUCUAGUCCCUCAGCGCUUCCGCGAGCUGCCUGGGGCAUCUCUGAAACCGAAAGUGACCUCGCCUACGGAGAAGUGGAGCAAAGAUUAGAUCUGCUCCAAGAACAGCUUAACAGACUUGAAUCCCAAAUGACUGCAGACGUCCAGACCAUCUUACAGCUGCUGCAGAAACAAACCACUGUGGUCCCCCCAGCCUACAGUAUGGUAACUACAGGAACAGAGUAUCAGAGACCCGUCAUCCACCUGAUGAGAACCAGUCAUCCGGUAGCAUCCAUCAAGACGGAUCGAAGUUUCAGUCCUUCCUCACAAUGUCCUGAAUUUCUAGACCUUGAAAAAUCUAAACUUAAAUCCAAAGAACCCCUCUCAAGUGGGGUGCAUCUGAACACAGCUUCGGAAGACAACUUGACUUCACUUUUAAAACAAGACAGUGAUCUCUCUUUAGAGCUUCACCCCCCGAGGCAAAGAAAAACUUGCCUUCAUCCAAUUAGGCAUCCUUCUUUGACAGAUUCAUCCCUAAGCACUGUAGGAAUCUUGGGUCUUCAUAGGCAUGUUUCUGAUCCUGGUCUUCCGGGGAAAUAAUCAUUUUGUACUAUUUAUUCCACAUACAAUGUAAGUGCUUUUAAUGGCUGAUUUCCUUUUUUGUAUUUAAAUCCUCUCUACUUGACUCAGGGGCUCACAAGUUACCAUUAUAUGCAAAAGUACUGUAUAUUUUCCUAAAUUGAAGCUUGUAAGGUAAAAUUGAGCAGUUAGGAUGUAAAUAUAUCUAUGAACUCUUUUGUUCCAAAUGUUAAAACUGCCAGCAUCUCAAGGCACCUCAUUUUUUAUUUUUAUUUUUUAAAUCAUGUGCAUGUUAGGAAACUCCAAUUUCUCUUGCAUGGAGACUCCUAGUUACUGCUUUUACUAAACCCAUACUUUGUUACGAAAAUGCCUUCCAAGCAAAUAAGAAAGCAAAGGAUAAAAUUGUUCAUGGAUGCAACUCAGAUGAUCCUCAACUCAUGGAAGUUCAAGGGGGAGAUAGGGAACCUUGUCACUUUUGAGGACAGAUACGCUUCUGGACUGAGAUGUUUAUAGUAAAUUACAUUCAUUCCCGCACGCUAAAAAAUAUAUAGUUUUAGAGUUAUAAAUCUCUGACAGUAGAGGAAACCGUCUCCAAAUACAUGAAUAUAGGCCAGCUUUAAUGAGGACAAAAAGGCCUUUCUAUUUAAAAUUCUGUCUCUAACUGAAUUCACAAACUCCCUAAAAUAUUUUCCACUGGCAUGUUUCCUUGAAUGCUCAGAAACAAGUUUCUCUAAUUUUUCUUUUUCUUUGGUGGCGGGGGUGGGGUGGGAGGGAUUCUUCUUCAGAACUGCUAAAGUGCUACAGACACAAACUGAUAUCCACAGCUUUCUUCUGACUUAUAUUUUAGGGCAAUCCUGAAUUUGAUCAAAAGAGUUUAUUGACGCACAUUGUUUUCUUCCCCCCAAAACGUACAAUUUUAGUGGAUUUGUGUGGCGAAACUAGCUUCCAUGAAGUAUAUGCCGUGCUAUAUGGCUUUCUAAUCCUGGCUGUAAAAGAACAACGUGCAUUUACCUACGUAUAAAGAAAAUGCACAAACCAGCAGAAAAAUUUAAUUUUAUUUGGUUACUCAAAUACAUUUGCUAAUCAAAGAUUAAAUGAAAAUCUAUCCUGUAUGGAUUGGACUCCAGAAUAUCAGAAUAUACCAUGGAAUAUAUUUUAAUAUAUUCGACUGUUAGAUUAUUUUGGGGGAGUGGUGGUAUAUGCCUCUCAUAAAAUCAGGGUACAGAAAAAUUGCAAGCUAAUUUAAGAUUCUGAUUAGUCAAAUUCUAGUUGAGAAAUUUUAUUUUUCAAUUCAUUUGAAUACAAUUUUUAACUUAUUAUAGACUGGCCCAUUGUAUCCUCUCCUUCUGAACAAAAUUGUGAAAAUCCUUCAAAGUUUCUUUAUCCUUUACUAAUUUUUAUACUCACAUAUAUUUUUAAAGAGACAUUAUAUCUGUAUACAUUAUUAAAUGGAUUAAUAUCUAUCCCUCCAGGAUAGAAAUAUAAUCUAUUGACUUACUUUUACCUUUGACACUAGAAUAUUAGUUUCAGAUACAAGCAAUUUAUUUAAAUUUACAAAAAACUUUGCACUACUUAAAAUAUGAUUAAAGCGACCUUAAAUUACUCCAUAUAUGUUUUUUAAUGGUUCCAUAAAUUGCUAAUCUGUAGGGGGAUGCGAUCUGUAGGCACAGGCAUGUUCUUAUCCCUGCUAAAUUUGUGCAGACAAAAACAUUAACGAUCAAGUACACAUGACAGAAUGACCAGUCAAUUCAAUAGAAGUAUAAUAACUCUAACCAGCUUUCCAAACCAUUUGGUGUUAUGCAGAUAGAAAUUUAGGGACUAACCAAUGCUUUCUUUUCCUCAUUCAACAAACUUUUAUGGGUACCUAGCAGGGAAGAGAGAAAUGGCUGCCUCUGAUUCAGAGGACAACUUAGGGAUUUUACUUCCAUAUUUAGGCAGAUCUUUGCAGCUGCAACAAGUUUCAUAAGGAUUGUCAGUCCACGCUCCAGAGAAAUUCAGAAUGAAUUCACCAGAGGAUGUUCAUUUGUAGAAGGAGAGGAUUUGGCAGGUGAGGAAUUUAGAUCUGAUUGUUUGAUUAGUGAACGCUUCAGCUGCAACAUUUGGUAUGACAUGCAUAAAAUUCAGCCUUCCACACAUAGUCUCUAUACUUCUUUAUAAAAACUAAGCACGAAGAAAUAGGAAGAUGGGGACGGGUGUGCAAGCAUCCAGAUUGUUUAAAUUCUAGUAUAACAUAAACCUUUUUUGUUCUUAAUUCCUCAACAUAAAAGAAUUGCUUGAUAGAAUCUCAGAGAGUUGGACAGGAUUAGAAAGGCCCAUUCCUACAGGAUAUUAGCUUUAAAAGAGCCCAAGCAGUAUAAAGAUGUGGUGAGUCAGGCAUAAAAGUCAGAAGACUUAGUAGCUACAAUGACUUAAACCAAAGGAAUUAUCUUAAUUUACAAGAUUCAUCCUCUUGUCCUAGCCGAAUAUCUAUCUAAUGCCUGAAGUCACUGUCACUUUCCCCAUGGGCGGUAGCAAAAACAGUCUGAGCCCUCCAUCUUGGGACCCUGCUGAGAGCCAGGUUUCACUGCUGUAGGUUUAACAGCAGUAUAGCAACCGCUCUCCUUCUAGGUAAUUAAAAGCACUAACAUAAUUCUUUUUGCCUUCCACCUAAAAAUAAUAUUAAUAUUUAUAUUAAUAUAAAUAUUUAUAUUUAAAAUAAUAUAUAAUAUUAAUAUUUAGGUCUCCAGGCCUAAAUAAAAUGACAUCUAAUAUCUAAAGUUUAUUUGGGUUAGAUGUUUUCUGAUGGUAUUAUUUGCUAGGCAGAGAUCUGAAAGACUUAUCAGAUCUUAUCCUCCUAUAGAGGAGUCCCAUACUCUUAAUUAGUUGAGAAAACCAGGAAUGAAAAACGCUGAAGCAAUGUCCUUGUAGGGUUUUUAAAUAAUCACUCAUUCAACAAACGUGGGAAGGUAGGGGCACAUCUGGGACAGUACAGUUUCUUAAGUCUAUUAUAAUGGGUUGGUCAUCAGAGUUGAACUUUCUGACUCUUCUAGUCAGAACGUAAGGAAACCGAAUCAGGCCAUAGUAGAAUUUGGUGUCAGGUUUAAUGUGUGUAUGAGGGUUUAAUGUAUGUUACUCACAAGGUCCUUUUGGAGGUUGAUCUUUAGCAGUGGUUCUCAAAUACUUAAAAGAACAAAGUCCUAAUACAAAUGUUAUUUUAAAAUCCCAUCAUAUAUUAUCUAAGGAAAAAAUUGAUCACCUGAUCUGCCUAUCUAAAAUAAGAAUUAUUAACAAUAGUAUCUUUCCUCUGAAUGCCUUUCAUGGUUAAAAAAAGGAAUCUGGUAGAAUUAGUUACUAGAAGUGAAUUGGAGUUUUUCAAAUGGGUUAUCCAUGGUUAAAACCAAAAGUAGAUCAAUUAUUUAAGUGGAUUUCUAACUGUAAAUUAAAAUGUUUAUAAAUUACCAAAAAAAUUUAAAUGUUAUUCGAUUUCUAAUCACAUUUUUUGCAGUAAAACAAAUGUGUCUAUCAUGUGAGUUCAAAGAGGCACCUGAAAGACAGGAUGAUGAUAUCCUUAAGGGCGGCCCUCGAAUUAGCUGCACUAGCUCCAACUACCUGGGAACUUGUUAGAAACAUAUUUUUGGGCGUCACCCAUACCUAUUAAAUCAGAAGCUUUGGGGGUGGGGCCAGUAAUCACAUUAUAACAAGCCCUUCUCCAUACGAUUCUGAUUCUGAUGCACGUGAACACUUUGAGAAUCACCCAUGCAGGGUUCUGUGGUCAGACCAACUUGGGUCUCAGCAUGAGUUCUUCCAUUAAUAGCUGUGUGACCCUGAGCAAGUUAAUUAACCUCCCUGAGUCUUUUUCCAGAGAUAAUGGUACCUGCCCUGAAGACACCUGAGGAGGAAAUGAGAUAACAUAUAGGAAAGUGCCUGGCACAUGGUAGGUGCUCAAAAAUGCUAGAUUCUUUGGCUCUCAUCCAGGAACAUAACAUUAUGUUCAAUCAGGAAAACAAACAAUUUUCCACAAUUUAGCUUUUGCACAACGUGCAAUGUCUCCAACUAAAUAGCUGUUACCGAGACUAAAGUUUUCGAUUCAGAAAAACUCAAGUGUAGCUAUUGGUGUCUCUCUCCUAAUUGUAUUUUGCACUAUUAGGUUUAUAGCUUUAAAGUAAUACUAUUCACAAUAAUAAUUGUGAGACUAUGAAUCUCAUCUUUACAAACAUCUCUACUCUGAGUGAUGUUAAAUGCCAAGUGGGCAAAGAUGAUCUGCUGAAUUCAGUAUAACUAGAAUGUAUUCCGUGAAGACUGGCUCACUAAGGAAGCCUCUUUACAUCCAUGAUAGUUCCCAAAUGGAUAUUUUAAAAUAAUUUUCAAAGUACAAUUUUGGAAGAAAAUAGUGUUUUUUCAGAAAAUAGAAUUUCACAGUUGUAAUGGCUCUUUUCAGGCAUCUAGGCCCACUCCCUCAUGGCACAAACAUUACAUUACACAGACGUAGCCUGCCUAAGCUCUAGCGUGCAGUGGUAGCAACGGCAAGAGACUCAGUGUGGUAAGCCUGAAUUCAGAUCCUACCUCCUCUACUCACUGUCAAGACAGACCCUCAGUGAGCCCCAGUAUCCAAAACUAUAAAAAUGAGACAACAUCUUAAAUAUCUUGAAGGGGUGUUGAGGGGUCUCUGAAAUAUAUUUGCGGAAGUGCUUUGUAAACCACAAGGCACCGUAAAACUAUAAGAUCAUCGUGUGACUUAUGCAUCAUCACAAAGGUGGUGGUCUUGUGGUACCAGUGCAGUAGCACUACUUGUCUUCUAAAAACCUUUCAGUGCUCUUUCCCCUGCCUGACACUGCCUGCAUUUAACCUUUAUGACAAAAAUCUAUACGGUGUUUCUCACACAACUCUCAAAGAUGCAUCUGGUCAGAGGAGAACGCCAGCAUUAGGGAAGCUUCCUCUGCCAUAGCACCCCAAUAUUUGUCAAAUAUUACAUUUGUCCAAGAUCCAUAAAAUUACAUUUACAUUGCAAUUGUUUUCUAGGUAUGCAAUAGCGUCCCCUUCUCCCUCUCACCUGUUUUCAUUUAAAGGUGUUUUUCUUGUGGUUCUCGUUAACUUACUAUGCAGUAAUGUCAACCUUUUAAAAACUAAAUGGAUUGUGUUUUUAAAUGCUUUAUAAAGCAUUAGGUAUUGUGAGUGAUCAGUGCCCAAGCUUACAAUAAUUCAUUACAUGCUCUUGUGGUACAAAUACACUUUAAGAAUAUGCAAUACACAAAAGACAUGAAUUAUUAAUAACUAUUAAUAAUUGACAGCAUAAAAGAAAUUAUUACAAGGCUUACGUAAACUAUUAAAUGGGGGUUGAGAGAGAUGUCUAAAAUUUAUUUAAAACUGACACAUUAUUACUAUGAAUAGAAUAACACAUCUCGAGGAAUGCAAUGUUAAGAACACAGAACCAUAAAACUGACCAAUUGCAUUGUUCUUCCAAUCAUAAUCCAACUUUUAAGUGAGAAUACCAAGAAUUAAUACAGAAAUGCUCCCAAUAAAAUAUUUUUAUUUUGAGAAGUGGCAAUAUUAACAUGGUUAUUCUUGAAAAGCUAGUAUCAAAACCCAGAUGAAUUACUCAAUUGCAGUCAUGACAUCUGUGACUUACAUUAAUUCAUUUAUAUUUUGAGAGACACAAAAUAAUUUAGCACAGCUGUGGUUUUAAAGUACUAUAUGUCUUACCUAUGUUCUUUGUACUUCCACUGUCUGUAUAUUAAUGGUGUUUUUAAGUUGAAAAUAAUCAAAUAAUCACAACUGUUAACAUUUAAACUGUAUUUUUUAAUACUGACAAUAUAUUGUUUGAGUAUUUGAGAAAAUUCCACACAAUUCCAUCAUUCUUAUGUUAUUUAGGUGUAAAAUUCAAAGAUCAGUAAUCUUAUAAUUAACUCCUCCAAAGAGCCUCAUCAAAAUGGCCCUGUAAUUACAAUAGCACUGAAAUAAUAUGGUACUCUUUUUCCAAAUAUUAAGGAAAUAGGAUAAAAAUAUUGGGGGAUCCCUAGUUUUUAAUCUCCUAGGCACCUGCCAAUUUUAAUUAAAGGCAUAUUACCUAUUUUUAGCUGAAAUUUGUGUUCUAUACUUUUGUUAGGAAUAUGUAUACCAGAAUGUUUGCCAGUUAAAAAAUAAUACAUUUCAAACAGUAAUGUGUGUAAUUACUUGAAAACGUCAGUCAUCUGAUAUAAAGAAGCUCGCUCACAUUGGUUAAGUAGUAGUACUUUGGAAUGCUUUAAACAUAAUGAAACAAUCUACCAAAACACGUAUAUUUCCUAGUCUUUAUGCACAUAGCGUAGCAUGAAAUCAUGAUGCUUUUGAAAUACUCUGUGCAGAAAUAUUUAUUUUUUAGCAAAUAUUUUCUUCAAAGAUUGGUAUGUGAUAUUGACAGUGUAAUCUACUUGCACAACUAGUUUUGCAAUAACCUUCCACAAAUAACUGUAAAUAAGAAAACUGUAAAUUUCAUGUAAAAAUGGUUGCAAAUUUUUGGUAGCUAAAAGUGUAAAAGUUGUAUUGAAAAUAUAGUAUAUAUACAUAAUUUAAGAAUGAAGCAUAUAAUUUCUGAUCUAUUUAUACAUGAAAAUUCAAGAAUUUGUAAAAGAAAUUAUUUUGGGGAAAAAGAAAGUAAAUCUCAUUAGCUACUUAGGAUACUUUUAUUAGAGAAGCCAACUCUUUCCAACAUUUUGCUAGGUACAGUGAUAGGUACAGGCAUGGUGGUGCUGAUGUAUUUCACAAAAUCACAUAAUUGUAACAGUGCUACAGUUUUACUGAGUUCCACUGAGGCGCUAGUAAGCUGGACUGAGUGGUAAAAAGCAUUAAAUCUCAAAUUAAAGAAACAUAAAAACACUGCACUUUUUGCCUCUUGAGAACACAACAGUAACUUACUAAAACAUUUAUUGUUUGAUUAUUUAAAAUUUUUGAUGGCUAAUCAGGCUUUAAUUUACAUGUGAGACAAAGUUUUUCAUAAUGUAUGCUUGAUACAUAUUUUUCAUCUAGAAUGAAAACACUGGGAUAUUAUUUUCAUUUGCCUAAGUUUCAUACAUUCUUAAUUCUUCCCCUGGAAUCAUUUAUCUAUUACUUUUUAAAACAUCAAACUAUCUUCAAAGAAAACUUUUAAAUAAAAUUGGUUAAUCAUAAUAUGGCAUGUUUUAAGCUAAGGGCUGUUUAGUCUGUUUAAGGUUGAGAAUACCUACCAUUCAUUUUUAACGUUUAAAAAACCAAGAGAACAUUCCCUACUUGAUAAAUAAAAAAUGAAAUCAGAGUAGCAGAAAGCACUGCAUUGAUAUCUACAAGUGAAGCUGAUUAGAAAAUAAGUAUCAAAGUAUGAAAAAGCAAAAUAUUUAAAAACUUAGUCUCUUGCCUUAAGAUAAAUUGGGGGUAAUGCAUUUAGAUAGCUUUGGGCAAUUAAAUAUGUAUCCACAAGUUCAAUUAAUCAGAAAAUCAUUUUUAAAUGGCCUAUAAUUUUCAAAAGAAUAUGGAUCUUUAAUUAGUAUGUUUCUAGAACAUCCAUACUAGCAAUGUUCAGGUUAUCCUUUGCAAUUUCAGUAAUCAUAACAAGAUAAAACGUGAUUAAAUACAGUCAACUAAAAUGCAAAUGACUAUAUGUGUAUAUCUGUAAAGUACAUAUUCAUAUUUUUACGCUUAUGGGAAAAGGUUGCACCCACACCCACACACACACAGUAUCAGAAGGGGUACUAAUUCCUGGCAUACUUGUCUCUGAAUAUAGGUAUUAAAUGACCUAGACCAAUUCUUCUCACUCCCUGUAAGAUUUCCAAAUUGCCACCAUCUCUGAUGUUGCAGAAGGGGCACACCUAAAAACGUAAGUAGCACAUAGGCAAGGAGCCUACUCAUUCCCUCUGUGGUACAUCAUAGCAGCACAGAAGUGCCACCAAGGUCUACUUACUAUAUAUUCAGAUAUAGAAGCACAUCUGAGCUUUGAAUGCUCAAAAUGUAAUACACAAAGCUGCAUAUUACCAAGCUACAUGGGUAAAACGAAUGUUAAGUAAUAUAAGGCUCUUUUCUUUACUAUAUGUUUUUUAAAAUAAGUAGAAAAAGACAUGGCAAGAAACAAAAACGCAGGUUUCCCAGCAUUCAAAUACUGAGCUGAUAGUGAGACAGAGAAAUUUUUCAUAACUUUCCCAGUUUUCUGGCAAGUAGUUUUGUGCUCAGAAUCCUAAGUUACAGGACAAUUUGAAUUCAAUAUGGACAUAUGUGAUGUUAUGAUCUUAUUCUAGACUACAAAUUAUCUGAACAGUAGUCAUUUAAAAUCCUGCCUGCAUUCAUCACUAUAAUAACAGAAGUUCUAAAUAUUUAUUUUUUCUUUGUAUCAUCUAAUAUUAUUAUGAAGUCAAGAUAUACUCUUAGAUGAUAACUUAGCAUUGUACAUUUAUUUCAAAAUGCUUAAUUUGCUAUGAAAAUGAUUUGAUUAAGACCAACAAAAAUGUGAUCUUUUAAUACAAGUUUCAAAGUAAUCAAACACCCAUGGUUGCAUUUUAAAGUUUAAAAGAAAAAUAUGCUAACCUGAAAAAUGUAUUGAAUUUUACUCACUAGAUUUAAUUUACCAGAUUUUGACAAAUCUAUUCCUAUUAAUUUCUCAGAAAACUGCUACAAAGAAAACAUAUCAUUUAUGAGUCUGUCGAACAUAAAAGGACAAAGAAAAACACACUUCUGACAAAUAGUAUUUCUUUUGUUUGUCGUUUAGUAAUGCCAUAACAGGUGAACGUGAUUUGUAUAUUUAAAGAAAUCAUCACAAAUUAAUUUUUUUAUGUUCUUAAUUACACAGAUUUUAACUACAUUGAUAAAUUUUACUUUCUUCCAGGGUAAAUGCCUUUUCUGGAAAUAAACAUAUCACUUGACUUUUUUUUAUUACUUUUUGUUUCUGAAUUCAUGCUUGAUAGAUCAAUUGAGCGCAGUCCUUGAAAUAACAUUUAAAGUGGACCAAAUUAAGAUUCCAAUAGUGUUAAUCUCCCCUUGAUGUAAUUUAAAAUGUGUAAACUGCCACUCGAAAUAGAAGUGUAAUUCCUGACCUUUAAUCAUUUGGCAGUCUUUUAGGCAUAGGUGAACUACUGCACUGUUAUUUGAACUGAAGCAUCUCAUAAUAUAUAUGUAACAGAUUUUGUAUGAUGCAAAACUUUACAGCAAGCUAUUUGAAUGUUUAUUAAAAAAAUUCUCAAAAUGACAUGGAAACAUGUUUAUUGGAUAAAUAAAAGCACUUAGACAUUAAGAGUGUACAUUAUUCAAUAAUUUACAUCAUCAUAAGAAAACUGGGGCAUGAGUUAACCAGUACAAACUACCAAACUAUAUUCAUAUUCCAGUAUUACUCCCUGUAAAACUAUUUAAUUUUUACCUUAGUAAAGGAUGUCUGUUUACAUUAAUUAUUUUAAAGCAUCAAAAAUGUGAAUUGCAUUUCAGCAAAAAAAUCCUAGUAAUAUAUUCUUUAAGGCUAAUGUUUAUGUAAUUAUCUAUCUAAUGUAAAGUGCAAAAGAACUGUCUGACAACUGGGGUGGAUUGGCAUGGAACAUUAGUUUUGCUAAGAGGAAGGGUUCUGUGGUUAAAAAAAAAAAAAAGUUUGGAAAAAACUGGGUCAAAUAAAAUUAAAUGAGAUUUUCUGUACCUUAGGCUUUUUUAAGCUCCCUGAGGAAGGUGAGACUUUCCCAAAUACGUUUGGUCAUGGAAACUCCUUCUUCACAGACCUCCUAUGACCAAAAGUCAUAGGAACACCUUUGGAAAAGGAUGACUUAGAGAAUUGUGUGAAGAAGUUCUAACACAAAGUGUCAUUUGGCAAAACUUAUAUGAGUCAUGUCAAGCCAUUUUAAAAGUUUUACCUCAACUAUGAGCAUCCAAAUAAGGAAAAUUAUAAAUGACCUCAGAAUAGGACAGUAACAACCACCUGUAUAAAUCAGAUGUUAAAAUUCCAUGCUACUGAGUCAUAGUAUCACCCUUAUUCAACAUGAAUGAUAUAGUGUGUUUACAUUAGCUUUUCCUACAACACUUCUAAUUAGAAUUCGAUAUCUUUUAUGACUCAGUUAACAUGCUCUCACAUUAUCAAAUAUAUGUUCAUGAAAAAAAAAUUAACAGCCAGAGGACAAAAUUACAUGGAUUAUUUAUUCACACAUUUUUAUAAAGCUGACCAAAUGAAUUCGACAGGUAAUUAUAUAAAAUUAUCAAUAUCAACAUGAAUAUACAUUACUUCCUUUCUAGGAUUUUUUUAAAGUGAAAGUUUAUAAAAGGUUUUUGUUCAAGAUGCUACCAUUCAUCCUCCAUUUUUAAUGAAAAAUUUUUAAAUGAAAAACUAUUAAUUUGGUCACGAGCCAUAUUAAGAUUAUGACAUUUGCACCUUUAAGCUGGAAGAUAGUCAGUUAAAGUGUAAGAAAAAAUAUGUGGUUUAUUAAAACUUCAUUAAGAAAGACUUUGGGGUGUUUGCCCAGAAAGGGACUGGAUUAAUUGCAGCAGCUUAUACCAGGAAUCUUAAAUGCUAAGGACCUGGUGACUCCACUUUGCAAUUUUUGUUAGUAACACCACUCAAAAAUGCUUCCACAAUGCCUACCAUGCUUAGGACCCACAUUACACCUAGUGGUAAAGACUUACUGGUUUACUAAUGCCAAAAUCACUGGCUAAUGUUGUCAAGAAAGUCAAACUUAUAAUUUCUGAACAUUUAAACAAAGUGGUAGAUUACUGGAGUUUUUUAAACUUUCUAAACAGUUAACAGCAUUAUGUAUAAACAAUUUAGUUUAAAAGGACAAAUUUAAAUAUUGACAUUUCAUUAAAAAUACGUCAUUUCCAGAAAAUCUAGAUUUAGAAAAAGACGCCAUUUUAGGUUACCUAUAAAGCGCAGAGAAAAAAGUUAUGUUUAUUAAGAAUUUUUUUCCACAGGAGACAAUAAAACAUAUUGAAGAAAAAUAUAUACUGCAAAAAAUUUAAAAAGGAAAAACAA
Molecule: messenger RNA, 14840 nt
Organism: Orcinus orca (killer whale)
Lineage: Eukaryota; Metazoa; Chordata; Mammalia; Artiodactyla; Delphinidae
Gene: KCNH7
Product: potassium voltage-gated channel subfamily H member 7
Exons: 17
Coding region: 335-3943 (1202 amino acids)
Biological process (GO): membrane repolarization during action potential; potassium ion transmembrane transport
Cellular component (GO): membrane
Molecular function (GO): inward rectifier potassium channel activity
Source: RefSeq, a predicted model, not a curated record